Messenger RNA from Saccostrea cuccullata (small rock oyster), 763 nucleotides. RefSeq lists its product as uncharacterized. Lineage: Eukaryota; Metazoa; Mollusca; Bivalvia; Ostreida; Ostreidae. The record is from RefSeq and is a predicted model, not a curated record. The transcript has 11 exons. The annotation marks the transcript as partial.
GAAGAAAAAGAAAAAUCGUUCUAUACUUGGGUCCAUUCGAGGAAAAAAAUCGAAAAAAGCCAAACGGAGUCUAACGGAUGUAUUUGAAGAAGAAGCAAAGAAGUUAAACGUUGAGAAUGAGAAAGUGCCUGUGAAAGAAGUUCAGCAGAUACCUGUUGCAGACGUACAAUUCUCUAUUGAAAGAGAAAAUUCAAAAGAAUCUGAUAAAAUGGAAGUAUCGGAAGACAGUUCCAGCAAAGGGCCAAAGAAAAAGAAGAAGAAAAUGAAAAUACCAUCUUUUCGGAAAAAAAAGAAAGAAGACGGGAAAUCCGAAGUUCAGCUGCAUGUAGCUACGGUUGCUCAACCAUCCUCUUCUCAGAGCCCGGCAUCACCACUGGUCAGUUCUCCAAAACAAACGAUGGAGCAAAUUACGACAAUACCGGAAGUAGCAAUCAGACAGCAUCAAGUACCGGUCCAGGAACACCCACGUGUUCACAGCUACUCUUACGAAUCUCCGGACCACUUUAUAGAUACUGAGAAUUCGGAACAUUUACUGUCAAGGGAAGAAAGAAAUAAAUCCAAACAGUUUGCUUCCAUGAGAUUACCCAAAAAUCAACAACGUCCCGUGGUACCAGUGCUGCCAUUUAUAAAAGAGGAGGGAAAAUCUGUUCACUUGAAUGAAAAGGAAAGUGUAAUAAUUGUGGAUGAAGAGCUGCCACCAAAUAUUAAUAAGAAAGUUCGUCAAGAGUCAAAAAUAUUUUCUUCAAUUAGAAAAAAGAUGACG